AUGAACGUCGUCCUGACGCUCGUGCUCGCCGCUCUCGUUCACCAGACGGAAGCCUUCUGGCGUCUCUCUUGCGGCAGAAUCCAGACGGGUAGAAUCGACCCCAUUAUCAACCCUGGAGCCAUUGCAGGCCAUGCCCAUAUUGUCUCAGGUCCUAAUAACUUCAACACGACCUCAACGUUCCAGAGCUACCAGAGCUCUCUUUGCACGUCGUGCAGUAUUCAGGACGACAAGAGCGCAUACUGGACGCCGCAGCUCUACUACCGUUUCCGCAACGGCACAUAUGUUGAUGUUCCAACGGGCGGUACCGUCGUUUAUUACCUGAGCCGUGGCGAUGACAACCUCAACAUGGUCCCCUUCCCGGAGGGUUAUAAGGUUCUCGCCGGUGAUGCUGCUGCUCGCUCCUUCAACUUUGCCGCGAAGACCUACAAGAACUCGCGAUACAUCGCUGAAAGAACGAGCUUCGCUUGUCUGAACUACGACAAGCCCAGCCCUGACACUCCUCGCAUAACGAACAUGGACUGCCCUGGCGGUCUCAGAGCACAGAUCCAUUUCCCCAGCUGCUGGGAUGGAGUCAACCUGUACAAGAGUGACCAAAGCCAUGUGACGUAUCUCUCCGGUAUCGACACUGGCCAGUGCCCGCCGACGCAUCCCAAGACAUUCCCUCACAUCUUCUUUGAGGUCAUCUAUUCCGUCAACAACAUCCAGAAGCAGCCUGGUGGCUAUUUUGUCUUCUCCAACGGCGACGCGACCGGCUACGGCUUUCACGGAGAUUUCCAGAACGGCUGGAAGACCUCUGUAAUGAAGGAUGCCAUUCAGCAGUGUAUGGGUGACAACCGCGCCAUCAAUCAAGGCUCCAUCCAGCUGUGUCCUCCGCUCAAUGCGUCGUAUGACGAUCAAGCCGUCAAGAACUGUCCAGAGCAGAAGCCUCUGGUCAAAGAGAAGGCAAGAGGCCUGCUCAAGGCCCUCCCGGGCUGCAAUCCUCCUACAGCAGGCCCGGGACGCGCUGCACAAGCUAUCUGCCCCAUCCAGCCCGGCCUUGACUCGUAUGACGUUCCCGACGACACAUUUCGCUUGCCCCCUGUCGUUGGCGACUUCGUAAACAACACGGAUUGGCAGUACCUGGGAUGUGCGAGUGAUAAGGACGCGCCGAAAAUGCUCCAAGGCGACUCUUUCCAGGACGGUAACACAAUGACGAGAGAGAGCUGUCUAAACUACUGCAACGACAAAGGUUGGGCAUAUGCCGGCCUGACGGGUGGAUCCCAGUGCUCUUGCGGCAACGCCCUAGUCAAGCCAGUCCAGAACCAAGGCAUCUGUGGAGCAGCAGUAGUCCCCAUCAUCUGCACCGGAGACAUACUGAACUUUUGCGGAGGAAACCAAUAUACCUACGUGUACAACAACACCAAGACAACCGUCAAAGUCCGAGGCACCCCGCAACCGGGACAGACAAAGAUCAACUUUGACUCUGCAGUCGACAAAUCUCCCAUCGAGGCCACUUAUGCCGGCUGCUAUGCCGAAGGCAGCGGGUAUAAAGCCCUGACCGGAGGCAUGUCGUUUUCGAAUCAGACCGGCAUGACGAAUGAGCUCUGCGGCAUGUUCUGCCAGAAGAACAAGUAUAACCUCUUUGGCACCGAAUUUGCCUAUGAAUGCUAUUGCGGCAACACAAUCUCCACCGCUCCUGUUGCCCAAUCCAACUGCCUUACCCUCUGCAAAGGUGACAACACCCAGUUCUGCGGCAAUGGUGGCAAGCUGUCCCUUUGGACCACCAACGGCACGAUACCCUCCAGCGCCGGCCAAACCCCAACAACUUCCGCAGACCCCAACGCACCCACCACCAACCCCGGCAGUAGCGACAAUUUGGAUGUCGUCAAGCCAGCCCCGAACAAGGCGUACUUCAAGUGCCUCUCCGCCGCCAAAGGUGAACCCCUGAGUGGAUUACCCAAGAUCGACAGGGCAGGCAUCAUGGAUGUCGACUACUGCGCCGCGUACGCGAAGAAGAACAAUUAUGCAUUCUUCGGGCUGGAGUACAGCAAGCAGUGUCUCGUCGGCGACGUGAUCCUGGAUGCGGCGGACACAUUAGGUGCGAACUCAUGCAACAUGAACUGCACGGCCGACGCGAACCAGAAGUGCGGUGGCAGUGGCGCGGUGAGCAUGUACAAUAACACCGCAUACACGCCUCGCAUCCCGCCGAGCGUCAAGAUCCCCGGUACGGAGAUCACGUACGACUACAAAGGGUGUUACGUCGACAAUGGCGGCGCGAGGACACUCGGUGGGCAGGUUCCGGACGCGGCCAACAAGGACUUGACCACGACGGCGAGUGUUGACAAUUGCUUGGCCUUCUGUCAGAGUGGAGGAUACACGUGGGGAGGCAUCACGUACGGGAGCCAGUGUUUCUGCAACAAGGCCGGUAUCCAGAACAAUGCGCAGUUGAAGCCGGCGGGAGAUCUGGCAUGUAAUAUGCCGUGCAAGGGGAAUGUGACGCAGAACUGUGGGCAGAGUAGUACGAUUCAGGUCUAUCAGAUUAGGCUAGGGCUUGGGCAGAAGAUUGGCAAUAAGAGGGGGGCGAGGAGGGUGAAGAGGCAGUUCUGA
Molecule: messenger RNA, 2586 nt
Organism: Cyphellophora attinorum
Lineage: Eukaryota; Fungi; Ascomycota; Eurotiomycetes; Chaetothyriales; Cyphellophoraceae
Product: putative fungistatic metabolite
Exons: 2
Coding region: 1-2586 (861 amino acids)
Source: RefSeq, a predicted model, not a curated record